Neoarthrinium moseri is the source of this 1437-nucleotide messenger RNA. RefSeq lists its product as uncharacterized. Bases 1 to 1437 code for a protein of 478 amino acids. The record is from RefSeq and is a predicted model, not a curated record. NCBI's taxonomy places the organism in Eukaryota, Fungi, Ascomycota, Sordariomycetes, Amphisphaeriales, Apiosporaceae. The transcript has 4 exons.
AUGUGUCGAUUUCUGGUCUACCGGGGCAGCGACGAGAUCUUGCUCUCCAAGCUGAUCCUCGAUCCCACCCAUUCAAUUCUCAAACAGUCGUUUGACUCGCGGUUGCGACUGGAUACCAGACGAGGUCAGAACAAUGCCGAUGGAUUUGGCAUCGGCUGGUAUACCGACCCCAAGCUGGGAGCCGCCCCAUGCCUCUUCACCUCCACCAUUCCCGCCUGGAACUGCACCAACCUGCAGCGCAUCGCCUCCAAGACGGCAUCGCGCCUCGUCUUCGCACACGUUCGGGCCACGACCGAGGGAUCCCUGAGCGAGGACAAUUGCCACCCCUUCUUCCACCGCAGCCUCAUGUGGAUGCACAAUGGCGGCCUGGGCGGCUGGAGCUACAUCAAGCGUCGGCUGGGCGAGAAGCUGACAGAUAAGUGGUACCUCUUUGUCCAGGGCGGCACCGACAGCGAGUGGGCCUUUGCUCUGUUUCUCGACAGACUGGAGCGGCUGGGUGUCGACCCGAGCGCCGAGCCUGCUGAAGGAUUCGGGCCUUCGAUCCUGCGCAAGGCCCUCCUGCAGACGAUAGAGGUCAUCAACGAGCUCACCAUGAGCAUCCCGGAGAGCAUUGUGCAGGGCGAGAACGUGGACACGCGAAGUCUGCUGAACUUUGCUGUCACGGAUGGCCACAGCAUCAUCUGCACCAGAUACGUGAGCAGCAAGACCGACGAGGCUGCCAGCUUGUACUACUCUUCUGGCACGCAAUGGGAAACCAGACCUGCCCCGGCCGACGGCGACUACCAGAUGGAGCGGCGUGAUAAGGGUGCCGACAUUGUGCUCGUCGCCAGCGAACCCCUGACAUUCGAGCGAGAGAACUGGGUCAACGUACCCACGAAUUCGAUCUUGACCAUUCACCACCAGUCAGUGAUGGUCCACCCCAUCCAAGACGGCUUCUCGGAGAGGGAUCCUUACCACAAGCGAUCGUCGGCCUUUGCGACCACGAAGGGUCUCACAACCAACGAGAAAGCCGCACCGGCUGUGAUCAACAGUGACCUCGCCACACCAAGCACUGAUGCCGAGCUGCAGAAACGGACGCUGGGUCCUCUCAUUCCCACGCAAGGCCGCACCAGAACCCACGACUCUGGUAGCACACCAAUUCCUGUGGUGGUACGCACCAAGUCGCCGCUUUCUAACGCGCAAACUACUAACGGCGGCUCGGACAUGCGCACAGUAACGACUGCGCAAUCGCCCCGUCCCGAGAUAGGUCACAAGCAGCCCAGCCAGGGCAAUAUCAAGAAGAAGCGCCGCUCGCUCGUGGCCGGCGAGUGGGCCCACCCUACCGAAUACCUCAACGCCGACGGCCAGCAGCCCCAGGCGCCUGACAGCCCCCCGAUGAGGGCAACCGAGUACGGCAACAACGAUAAGGCAGCACGCAUUUUGGGACUGGCACUAUAG